This is a messenger RNA of Acanthosepion pharaonis, 1005 nucleotides long. The record is from the annotation of a GenBank genome assembly. NCBI's taxonomy places the organism in Eukaryota, Metazoa, Mollusca, Cephalopoda, Sepiida, Sepiidae.
AUGCUCAUGGGCCUUGCGAGAUUUUGUUCAUUUAUGGUAUCAUUUUCUUUUUUUUUAUGUCAUCGAGUCAAUACUAUUUGCUCUGAACUGAAGGCGGGGGGGGGGAACCAUUCGGGCGGGUCAUCAGCAACAAAGACGAAAGACGAAAGUGUGAAUUUAUUGUAUUUUCUUUCUUUCUUUUUUUUCUUUCUUUCUUUCUUGCAUGCUUUCUUUCUUUCUUGCAUGCUUUCUUUCUUUCUUGCAUGCUUGCUUUCUUUCUUUUUGUGCAUAUAUGAUAUCAAUAUGUCUAAUUAUUACUGGAGUUCAUCUAUCACCCUUUCAUUUUUCUCACAUGCUUUCUUUCUAUCCUUCUUUUUCGCAUUAUUGGCGUUUCUUUCCCCUUUUUCGUCCUAUAGGUUUUUCUUGCUUUUUAUCUUUCUUCUUUUCUUUCAUUCUCUUACAUUGUUAUUUCUAUUAAUCUGUUUUCCUUUGUCUUUUUUCCAGAUUCCUUUGUCUGGUUUUAUUUUUUUUUAUCUUUUUUUUUUUUUUUUUUUUUUGUUUGUUUUUUUAUUUAUUACACACUUCUCCGUCAUACUGGAUUUUCUUUCUAUUUUCCUUCUCACCAUAUUUUCUCACAAUCUUUCCCCUUCCCUUCUCUUUCUUUCAUUCUUUUUUCUUUCUUUUUUAUGCAUACCUAAUAACUGUAUGUUCAAUUAUUACUUGAGUUUAUCUAUCACUUAUCACUCUCUUUCCUCUGUCCUUUUCUUUCUUUCUUUCUUUCUUUAUUUAUUUAUUUAUUCUUAUACAUAUCUAUUAUCUGUAUUUUCCAUUGUUAGUUAUGUUCCUCUGUCUUCCUUUCCUUUUUUUCCACGUACUUUUUUUUCCCUCACUUAUUCGGCAUACUGGAUUUUCUUGACAUCUCUCUUUUUUCACUAUAUUGUUAUUCUUUCUUCGCCUGUUUGUCGUGAUAUUGCUUUUUCUAAUUAUCCUCAAUAUUUCCUGUGCCCUUUACCUUUCUUUCUGUGA